CGCAAGCGACGGUGUGCAAAAAAGGACGUCAGUAUGGAUGGGCGGCAGGCAGUUUGCAGGUCUGCAGGGGGUGAGGGUGGUGGCCAACGGGCCGGGCAGAGCCCGUCUAGAGGUUCAAGGGCGGUGGAGCGGUCGGAGUACACGCACCUGCCACCGCACUUGCAGCCUUUGCCGGACACAUCGGACGAGGAGGAGGACGACAGACGUUCACGUGCCAUGCCACUGGGAAGCGGGUCUACACAGGAGUGGGCGGCCACAGAGCUUUGUGGAAGCCGCGCGCCCAGUUACGGCCAGUCGUACACCCAGCUCCUCCAGCAGGGCCUGAGCGGCGACGAAGGAGAUGGAGGUGUGAAUCUGACGUUCGGUCUGUGCAGUGGGAGUUCGUCGUCUUCGACGCGGACAGUGCUAGUUGACAACCGUCCCGAUGACGACGGCGGCCAGGUGACGGUUGUUGCACGACCGUCGAAGUCUCCAGCGUCGUCGGUCCGCGUGGCGUCGGGGAACAACAAGGAUCCUCGUACGCAGCAAUACAGGGCACCGUCUGCUUCAAGGGGUGCCUCGGCUCGCCCGUCGUGGAUGUUGUCCCCGUCUGCCCUGUCCACCAAUUUGAGUGCGGCUCGCAAUCGGGGGAAUGCGGGGAGCAUGAUUGCGGGAUCGAGGGAAGAGCGACUGCGAGUGGUGGACGACGAAAACGACGGCGAUGCACCUGAUGUCGACGGCAACGAUCAGGACUUGAGUGACGACGAUUGCGGGGGUGGGGAGGACAACGCAGGGCGAGUGUCGCCAUCCAAUCAAAGCAGCAUGGGGGGGAAGGGCGGGAGGGCGAAGGCGUCUGUUCGCAACGGUCGGCGGGGGAAGAAGGCGAUGGGGAAGGGGAGCGACGUCGAAGCUGACGGCGAUGCAGAAGGCGGUCGUCUGCAGGGAAUCGGCACCUCGUACGCUCGUAUGAAGCCGCGAGAAUGGAAGUGGUUGGAUGUGGAGCAAAGGCUGAAGAAGGUGGGCGUGGAGAGGGAGGUAGAACGGUGCGGGAAGAAGUGGGACAAUUUGAUGCAGCAGUUCAAGAAGGUGCACCACUUCCAAGGCUUGUCCGGGAAACGAGACUUCUUCCAGUUCACAGGCAAGGAGCGGUUGUCGAAGGGCUUCAGUUUCAACAUGGAUCGUGCGGUUUACGAUGAGAUCCUGGGGUCGACUGCCAAGAGACACACCAUGAACCCCAAGAACGUCGCAGACACUGGUGCUCCGGGGGGUGUGCGUCUGCCGUCGGCGAAUUCUGCUGAUCCGGAGUCUGUCGGGGAUCGGGACGCUGUUGCAAGGCUGGACGACGACGACGACGUGUCGACGAGAGGUUAUUCUCAGACGACAGGAGGCCCUGGUGGCUUCGGCAAGAGGAAGAGCACGAGACAGCAAACUUUCGACGCUCUGUUGGAAUGCAUGAAGAAGCAUGGGGCUCUGGUGGCGUCGACGAUGGAAAGCAACAGCAAACGACAGUGUUCAGUCCAAAUCCGACAGUGCGUGGCAUUGGAAGCGGAGGUGGAGGUGCAAAAGAAACACUACGCUCCGUCCGACGAAGUUAGCAAACUGAUGUGCCACGCUCUGCUUGAGAUAGCGAAGACCAUCCACGAGCGACGCGGGAGGUCUACCGGGAAACAGGCCGUCGACGCGGCUCUCCGGAAGAAAAGGGGCAGCCACGUGGCGAGCAAACAGAGGAACCUCGUCCAAGGGGCCUCUGCGCUGGCGAUACACGCAGAUGCGGAAGAGUGGGUGGCGGAGGGGGACGAUUCACACGUGGAAAGCGACUUCGACGAAUCAGAGGAAAUCCCAUUGAAGCGCAAGUCCUCCGGAAGGCCGAUUGGAGCCCUACGGAUGGAUGACGUCGGCGAGAGGCGUUGCGCAGGGGGCCGCGGGCAAAUUGAUCAAGACGCCGAUGUCGCCCCUCGUGCGGCGACGGGUCGAGCCGGGGGGAGUGCCGCCACACAGCAGAACCGUGCGCCCUUGCCACGUGUCAACGAACCCCCGGCCGCGCAAGAGGUGCUCGUCUGCGGGCGAACGCCAUCAAUCCCGCGACAGACGACGGCCACAGACGUCGGCGUCGCCGCACAAGGCAUUGCUCAGGGGAUCGCUAGCCGAUCUCCCGCCAAUGACGAUCGCAGGGCGUCGAUGGUGGUUGUGGCGCGCACUGCGGAAGUGGCAAGGGAAGGCGCCGCCACGGCGGGUGGUGCGUCCCACACUGGUGAAGGGGGGAGGUCAGGCGGGGCCGCAACUGUGGGGGCUUCGCAUGCGGCGGAAGGAGCCAGGGCGGGUGGGGGGAAUGUGGGCGAAGGGAGCAGGGCAGGCGCCGUCGCUGGAGUCGGGGAGGACGAUGAAGCGUUGGCGAACAGGGUGCGCAGCAGAGCUCAUGAGAAGGGAUGGACGGAGGCGUCCAAAGCGUUGGCAACUGUGGGAAAUGCCAUUGUCAAGCUCAUGCAGGAAGUGCGGCUGUAUCUUGUGGCAGUGGCGCGGGGUGUGCAGCCUCCUGCGAUUCGACGUAGCAUCGUCAUGCCACACACCACCAUCAUGCAGCACAAAAUCGACGACGAAUCGGAGUUCAGUGAUGCGCAAGACAGGGCGCUGAAGGCGCAGACCAUCGCUCUGCGGGUGAUCCAUGGGUGGGUGUUCAUGUCCGCGAGAAGGCAACGGGGUUACCACGCUGUGUACGGGUACGCGCUGAACCAUGUGGCGACUGACAUCGCGGGCGCGAUUUGGAUGGGGGAAGACUGGCGUGUGUGUGUGAGCCCCAUGGUUUUCCACACCACCAUGUCAUGCCACUGUGGUUCGUCGGCGCUUACAUCGAAGACAUGCACGAGGACGACGAGCUAGCGGCGUAUCAGGAAGCGAGC
Chara braunii is the source of this 2876-nucleotide messenger RNA. The record is from the annotation of a GenBank genome assembly. NCBI's taxonomy places the organism in Eukaryota, Viridiplantae, Streptophyta, Charophyceae, Charales, Characeae.